GCCGAACCGCUGUAUCGGCAGGCCUUGACGAUCCGCCAGCGCGUGCUGGGCGAGGAGCAUCCGGAUACGGCAGAAAGCUACAACAAUGCCUUGGACAUCCGCCAGCGCGUGCUGGGCGAGGAGCAUCCGUAUACCGCCAACAGCACCAACAAUGUCGCGACUAAUCUCACUGCGCAGGGGCGCUAUGACGAAGCCGAACCGCUUUUUCGGCAGGCCUUGGACAUCCGCCAGCGCGUGCUGGGCGAGGAGCAUCCGGAUACCGCCACCAGCACCAACAAUGUCGCGGAAUCUCAUGCGCAGGGGCGCUAUGACGACGCCGAACCGCUGUAUCGGCAGGCCUUGGAUAUCUUCCAGCGCGUGCUGG
Molecule: messenger RNA, 364 nt
Organism: Priapulus caudatus
Lineage: Eukaryota; Metazoa; Priapulida; Priapulimorpha; Priapulimorphida; Priapulidae
Product: kinesin light chain-like
Biological process (GO): microtubule-based movement
Cellular component (GO): cytoplasm; membrane-bounded organelle; kinesin complex
Molecular function (GO): kinesin binding
Source: RefSeq, a predicted model, not a curated record